This is a messenger RNA of Liolophura sinensis, 1018 nucleotides long. Its product is annotated as putative peptidyl-tRNA hydrolase PTRHD1. The record is from RefSeq and is a predicted model, not a curated record. The transcript is spliced from 3 exons. Bases 264 to 620 code for a protein of 118 amino acids. Gene Ontology annotation, molecular function: peptidyl-tRNA hydrolase activity. NCBI's taxonomy places the organism in Eukaryota, Metazoa, Mollusca, Polyplacophora, Chitonida, Chitonidae.
UAAACAUGGCGGCGCCCACGUGUCAAUGAACGUAAAUAUUUACAGCAAAGUAACCUUACCUGGUUGAACUCAAAAACAAUCCAUAAGUAGUUUCUUACUUCAACUGCAGCUUGGAUGUAUUGUAGACGUGCUGUGUGGAAGGCUUUCACUUUUAUCUUGAGAUUACCUGUGCACUUCAUGAAAUAAGACAAAGUUCAAGAUUCCUAGCACUGCAACGCUGACGAGUUCAGUACUUCAUAGAAGGUUUUUGGUUUCUGAGAAAGAUGUCCUACUUUGUGCAAUAUGUGGUUUUACGGAAAGACUUACUGAAAACACUUAAGUGGCCGUUCGGAGCUGUGGUCACGCAAGCGUGUCAUGCUUGUACUGCUGUUUUACAUGAGAACUACGGAGAUCCGAACACACAACAAUACCUGUCCAAAAUUGACGAGAUGCACAAGGUGGUCCUAGAGGCAGAUGGUGAGAGUGACCUUAGGAAGCUAGCAGAGUCUUUGACAGAAGCAAAAGUUGCCCACAAAUUGUGGACAGAGCAGCCAGAGGGAAUUCCCACGUGCCUGGCUGUCAUGCCCUACAAGAAGGAGGACAUUCAGUCCCAUUUCAAAGGGCUUAAAUUGUUUAAAUAACUUAAUUAAAUUUAAAGUGUAAAUUAUUUUGUAAUACAUGUACGUUGUUGCUUUAUAAAUUGUUACUACAUUUCUCUUUUGCAUGCCAUGACUUCAGAUUUAUUGAUUCAUUGGUGGAUUUUGAAAUAAUGUUUUUGACUUUUGCUGUAAAAUGCCAGACAUAAGCCAUAGAAAAAGUGCAAACUACAUGUGACUUAAUACAUCAGUAGUGUAACUCUGAAAAAAGACUUCAUUGUGACUCAAUUUUUCGGCAUUUUAUGUAGCCAUCAUUAGGAGAGCGUUUCCCUUCCCCUCCACCUCCUCCCACUGGCCCAGAUAGCACAGUUGGUAGAGCGUCCGUUUCAGGAGCGGUAGAUCCAGGAUCAAUCCUGGGUCGAGUCACACCUAAGACUUUAACA